This is a messenger RNA of Drosophila kikkawai, 934 nucleotides long. RefSeq lists its product as uncharacterized. The record is from RefSeq and is a predicted model, not a curated record. NCBI's taxonomy places the organism in Eukaryota, Metazoa, Arthropoda, Insecta, Diptera, Drosophilidae.
UCGAUUGAAUCGGUGCUGAUUAUACAUAUAAAUUCAGUUUCCUUGUCGAUUCUAAAUAGGUCAUAUAGCAAAGUAACUUAAAAGGACUAACUUAAAAGCAAAGUUUUUUUUUAACUCGGGUUAAGAUAUCAACGAUAAGACCCUUUCGACAAAACUUCGGUGGAUUUUUAGAGUUCCCCAUAUUUUGAGGCAACUUGUCGUAGCAAGGUUACCAAAGGCAAGGAUAUAUUAAUCGAAUCGGUUGAUAGAAUUGAAAGUUUUACCAAAAACCUAUACGAUUUCCCUCUCUACAAUUGACGGAUAAUUUCGCUUAAAUUUUAAGAAAAUCCUUCUAUUCCGAUAUGAAUAUGUAUAAGGGCAAAGAGAGCGUCUGCUCAUCUAAGGAUAAGACCUUGAAUUCUUUGUCUACUAAGAACACGCUUAAGAAAGUUUGUGGGACCUCCAAGUUUCAAGGGAACCAAGUCGAUUUCGGGUCCCGUCAUGUUAUUAAACGUCGGAAACAAGCCAAAGUCCCCAAAAUCAUGGGAAAAACUCGGAAGACCUCACAUCCGUCUCAAGUUAAACCUAAUUAUAUGAAGAAACACUCUUCUUUACCAUCCUCGAAAGCCAAGAAACAGAAAGCCUUUAAGUUGGCUAAGAAAAAAGCUGGGGAAAAUGUGAAAUUCAAACUCAGGGCUGUAGGGAAAAUUGUACAAUUCAUUGAACUAUUUUCAGGCUGCAAUGCCGCCUUCCUCAUCUUCCAAGUGCUGGUAAUCUUUAUUUUCCUGGUCUAUAACUUCCUCUCGCCGAUAUAAAGACUUCAAAACUGAUGAUAAGGUGUUUCAAGUACCUUAUGCAAUAUCUAGGAAUACUAAAUUUACUGAAAUUCCAAUUUCUUAAUCAUAAAAGAAAGCAUUUCAAUAAUAAAACUGCUGCACUGUUUUAUUCAGUUCAA